This is a messenger RNA of Octopus sinensis (East Asian common octopus), 2495 nucleotides long. RefSeq names its product pleckstrin homology domain-containing family G member 7-like. Bases 327 to 2312 code for a protein of 661 amino acids. Gene Ontology annotation, biological process: Rho protein signal transduction. The transcript has 17 exons. Gene Ontology annotation, molecular function: guanyl-nucleotide exchange factor activity. The record is from RefSeq and is a predicted model, not a curated record. NCBI's taxonomy places the organism in Eukaryota, Metazoa, Mollusca, Cephalopoda, Octopoda, Octopodidae.
ACCAUCACCUCUAACCACCAACAACAACCACAACAGCCACAACAAAUAUCUAACGUCAGGAAAAACUAUAAGAAAAAAAAACUACGGCAGCGUCAACAAUAACAAUAAACAUCUCUACCACCACCACCACCACCACCACAACCACAACCACCACAACCAUCACCGCCAUCAGUAGCACCACCCCCACCUUCACCACGGCGACCCCUAACCCCAACACGACGACGACGUCGACGUCGACGACAUACACCGCUAACUCCACCGCCUCCACGCCCAUCACCACAAGCAUCCCUGAGGAUAACGGUGAGGUAUUACUAUUAAGAGGGAAAAUGUCCUUGAGGCGAAAAAUUUGGACACGAACUGUCAAACUCAAACGUGGUCUGUCAUUUGACUCUUCGCUAUUCACUCCUCGCUCCGAACCUCCGCAUUUACGUCGAGUUAGUUCUGGUAGCCUCACCAGCGGAUCAGACGAAAGUGAGGGCGAACCGUCGCCUCCAUUAUCACGGCGUGGAAGGCGAUCAGCUAUUUAUGAUGCAAAGAAUUUCGGUGAUGUCUCUCCAAGUACUUUAUCUCCAGAACUCUCACCAAGUAACUCUUGCGAUGAAGGCGAAGGAGGCAGUAACUUAGCGGGACGUCUACGGCGAAGGCGCAGCUCUGUGGAUAUUCCAAUGACAGUGUACCCAGGUGACCUUCUAGGACACAGAGUUCCACCCCAUAAUAAAAAGCUUACAAAACGAAAUACUGUGGCAGAUUUUGCUACAAGGCAAGAUUUACCCACCAUCUACUCUGAGUCAGUUGCUGAUUCUAAAAAAAGUCGACAAACAUUUUCUCUUCUCCGAUUGAUGAAGACACGGAGCAAAGAGAAUCUCACACAGCUAGAAGAAGUGCUAAUGAAAUUAAAACCGUCCGAGUUUAGAGAUAACACAUUAAUAGGAUACAAGAAUCUUCAUUGGUCUGAUCUGAUCGCGUCUCCAGACACAGAUGCAGAUCCAUUACGGCUAUCGUGCAAGGAGCUGAAACGCAGAGAAGCAGUAUGGGAACUUUUCAAGAGUGAAGUUAUAUUCUUAGUCGAUCAUCUUAUGGUUUUAAAACACUGCUUCAUGGAACCCUUGAAAAAGUGCCAGGUCGAAGGUCAUCUGAUGUUUGCUGAGCCUCGUUAUCUAUUCGGAAACUUGGAUGAAAUUUGUUAUGUGAGCUACACAUUCUGUAAAGAUUUCCUCUCGGCCUUACUCAAGAGUAUGAGCUCAACACAAUUUGGCAGCACGUCGGUUUUCAUCAAAGCCUUCCAGAGGUUUUCUUGCCACUCCAAGGAUGGUGAUGUUUAUCAUGUCUAUUGCCUCAAUUACAUGAAUGCUAUGAACUAUCUAGAGCAGCUUCGGAAACACGAAGAAUUCUGUGAAUUUGAAAAGUGGUGUGAACAAGACGCUCGCUGUAACAGACUACAGGUACCUGAUCUGCUAGUCGCUCCCAUUCAGCACUGUACCAAACUACCUCUCAUGCUCAGCAAUGUUCGCGCCUACACAGAAGAAGAAGAAGAACGUCAACAAAUCACAGAUUCCAUAGAGAAGGUGGAAAGCUCACUUUAUGAACUCGAAGACAAAAUGAAGUGGCUGAAAAACUAUGAACGAGUUAGGGAGAUCCACCAACAGCUAAUAUGGCCAACCAUACAAGAGAUUGAUCCCCGUGUGUAUAUCCCGGAUUUCAUGAAACACAUGUUACAGAAACAACCCUGUGAGAAGCUGCUGACAUGUCCCAAGAGGCAACUCAUCCAUGAAGGACAAUUAUCGCUCAUCGAAACAACCAAAACACUUGAUGCUUAUCUCUUUCUAUUUGAUGAUAUUCUAAUUAUUACAAAGUAUAAGAAAUCUCCAAGGAAACACCAGCGUCAAGCUGGUAUUGAAUCUGUACAGCGUCAGAAUAUAGUUCAGACAUUAGACCGUGGUACCUUCACUGUUUACCGCCAACCAAUUGCCUUAGACCGUUUGAUAAUGCACGAAUUAACUCCAUCAGAAUCAAUGUCGUGUGGUUUAAAAAACACGUUUAUGUUGCUGCAUAUCAGUCGAUUUCAACAGGUGAUUGGAGUUUAUACUCUCCAGGCUUGCAAUGAAACUUCCAAGGGCCAAUGGGUGACAACAUUGAAAGAUGCCAAAGAAAAGUACGCAGAUAAACACGGGCAAAACCCAGAAAACAGUGACAGAACCAGUACAGAAGCAACGUCACUACGGUCUGAACCGUCUUCGGAGAAAUUUCCUGACUGGACACCACUGAAAUACAAUCAUCCCAAGUCGAAAUCAAUGGACGUUGUGCAUUUCUGACAAUUACCACCCGCUGUUCAGCGAAAUCAAGGGAAGCUGAACAGCAUUUUCUACCAAAAGCAAUUCCCUGACCCAAUUGAAGAAGGAAAAAACACACCCGAAGAAAUGGAUGUUAUCUCUAAGUUUAAUAAUAUUGACGGAACGGAUUCUGAAACCAAAACCGUUGCAAUAAACCAGAGUGAA